Molecule: messenger RNA, 1437 nt
Organism: Chrysochloris asiatica (Cape golden mole)
Lineage: Eukaryota; Metazoa; Chordata; Mammalia; Afrosoricida; Chrysochloridae
Gene: LRRC74A
Product: chromosome unknown open reading frame, human C14orf166B
Exons: 14
Coding region: 1-1437 (478 amino acids)
Molecular function (GO): protein binding
Source: RefSeq, a predicted model, not a curated record
AUGGACAGUUACGAAUUACUUGAACUCAAGACAAAAGAUGAGACCGAGCUUGCGCUAGCAUCCCAGAACAGUGACGAAACACUCUACUGUGAGGCUGAAAGCCUCCUGACUGUUGAAAAAGAGAAGCCCACCAGGGAGAGUUCGGAAACAGACUUGGAGAUUGAAGAUACCGAGAAAUACUUUACCACUGGACAAAGGGAGCUAUACCUGGAGGCCUGCAAGCUGGUGGGUGUGGUGCCUGUCUCCUACUUCAUCCGGAACAUGGAGGAGCCCUAUAUGAACCUCAAUCACCAUGGCCUGGGCCCCAAGGGUACUAAGGCUAUUGCUAUCGCCCUAGUGUCCAACACAACCAUUGUCAGCCUGGAGCUAGAGGACAACUGCAUGAUGGAGGAAGGAGCCUUGAGCCUGGUGCAGAUGCUGCAUGAGAACUACUACAUCCAAGAGCUGAAUAUUUCUGAAAAUGAUCUUGGCUUGGAGGGGGCCGGAAUCAUCACAGGGUUUCUCCAGAGAGAUAUCUCUUCACUCUGGAGUCUUAAGCUUUCAGGAAAUAAAUUCAAGGAAGAAGUUGCGGCACUGUUCUGUCAAGCCUUGUCGACCAAUUAUCGAAUUAAGAAACUGGAUCUCAGUCACAACCAACUAUCGGAUAAGGGAGGAGAGUACUUGGGACAGAUGCUGGGCCUCAAUGUAGGGCUCCAGGCGCUGGAUCUGAGCUGGAAUCAAAUCCAUACACGGGGAGCUGUGGCCUUGUGCAGUGGUCUCCGGUCUAAUGUGACCCUGAAGACAUUGGAUCUCUCCAUGAAUGGAUUUGGCAAUGAAGGGGCUCAGGCCCUAGCUGAGGUCAUCAGAGUCAACAGUUCCCUGGUCUACUUAGAUCUCAGCAGCAAUGACAUCACCAAUGACGGAGCCGCCAAGAUCAGCAAAGGACUUGAGUCCAAUGAAAGCCUCAAAGUCCUGAAGCUUUUCCUGAACCCUCUGACUAUGGAGGGGGCUGUUUUACUUAUCACGUCCAUCAAGCGGAACCCCAAAUCCAAGAUGGAAGAGUUAGACAUUGCCAAUGUGCUGGUGUCUGAGCAGUUUGUAAAAAUCCUGGACGGGGUGUAUACACUUCACCCGCAACUGGACGUGGUGUACAAGUUAGUGCAAGGCUUCUCCACCAAGAAAACCAUUGUCCUGUGGCCAAACCCCAUGAAACUGAUCCAGAUCUAUGUGGACCAGCAAAAGAUCACCCUCUUGGACUUCUUUAAGAACUUGAACCCUGCUGGAACAAUGACGAUGUCAGUAGGGGAGUUCCGGAAAGCAAUGAUACAGCAAAGCAAGGUGCCUGUGAACCGGUACCAGAUCAGGGAGCUGAUAAAGAAGCUGGAUGAGAAGAAGACAGGCACAGUGAACUUCAGUGGGUUCAAAGCCCUCUUAGAGACAUUUCCUAAAUGGCUUUAG